GGGGAGGGGACGUACGGAACGGUAUUCAAAGGCAAGCACCGGGAGACCGGCGAAGUGGUCGCUCUUAAGCGGGUCCGACUGGACGACGAUGACGAGGGCGUCCCUUCCAGUGCGCUCCGGGAGAUAUGUCUACUCAAAGAGCUUAAGCACAAGAAUAUCGUCAGAUUACAUGACGUCCUCCACAGCGAGAAGAAGUUGACGCUUGUCUUCGAGCACUGCGAUCAAGACCUCAAGAAAUACUUUGAUAGUCUGAACGGCGAGAUCGACGCCGAUGUGGUCAAGAGUUUUAUGUAUCAACUGUUGAGAGGACUG
Molecule: messenger RNA, 312 nt
Organism: Oppiella nova
Lineage: Eukaryota; Metazoa; Arthropoda; Arachnida; Sarcoptiformes; Oppiidae
Source: the annotation of a GenBank genome assembly